AUGGACACACCAAUAUCUGGCAAUAUUGAGGCCUCAAAAGGAGAAGCAACUAAUCAAGAGAUUCACGCCUAUCAAGAGCUUGUUGAAUCCGCCCUGUAUGCCUCUAUCAUGACACGGAUCGACAUUGCAAAGGCUGUCAACGAACUAGCUAAAUAUACAAAAAAUCCUUCAAUCGCCCAUUUCCAGCAGAUAAGGAGGGUUAUCCAAUAUCUUUAUAAUACUCGCUUCCUAGCUAUUGAAUUCUCACCACCACAAAAUCCUAAGAAAGACGCAUUUAUAUGUGCCUCAGAUGCCUCAUUUGGAGACAACCCCGACCAUACAAGUUCCAAGGGUUAUUUAGUCCAAAUAUAUGGGGGCUCAGUCGACUGGAGAGCCACAAAACAACGCCUAGUCACGACAUCAACCACCAAAGCCGAACUCCGAGCUGCCACCAAGGCCGCCAAGAGGCUUCAAGUUUGGAAACGUGUUUUCAGGUCAAUUGGCUUCAAGCCUGAUAGAGAGCUCUCUAUCCAAUGCGAUAACAAGCAGACUGUUGCACUAUUGACUAGUGAAGAACCGCAGUUUCGAACGAAUCUCAAACAUGUUGAUAUAUAUCAUCACUGGCUAAGGCAAGAGAUCUCCAAGAAGCGCCUCCGGAUUGAAUGGGUGGACACCAAGCGAAUGGCUGCAGAUGGACUUACCAAGAUCCUACGCGGCCAUUUGACACAGGAAUAA
Molecule: messenger RNA, 714 nt
Organism: Talaromyces stipitatus ATCC 10500
Lineage: Eukaryota; Fungi; Ascomycota; Eurotiomycetes; Eurotiales; Trichocomaceae
Exons: 2
Coding region: 1-714 (237 amino acids)
Molecular function (GO): nucleic acid binding
Source: RefSeq, a predicted model, not a curated record